Ceraceosorus guamensis is the source of this 1188-nucleotide messenger RNA. RefSeq names its product NAD(P)-binding protein. Lineage: Eukaryota; Fungi; Basidiomycota; Exobasidiomycetes; Ceraceosorales; Ceraceosoraceae. The record is from RefSeq and is a predicted model, not a curated record. Gene Ontology annotation, molecular function: oxidoreductase activity. The transcript is spliced from 6 exons. The coding region runs from base 161 to 1078 and encodes 305 amino acids.
AACUUCGCGCGUCCUCCCAAUAAUAAUCAUACCUUGCAGUCUGAGCACUCUUUACAUCCAUCCUUUCAACGAUUCCCGAAUCUCUGAUUUCCUCCACAGACCUGUCCCCUCUAAUCGUGAAGUGUGACUGCAACGCUGCCACCCCAGAAGGGCGCACGAAAUGACUUCGAGUAGAUUCCAGCCAGCUCAACUCUACGACCUUUCUGAUCGGGUCGCUCUCGUGACCGGAGGAGCGACGGGUAUCGGAUUGGCGCAAGCUCAGGGCUUGGCAGGAGCAGGAGCGCGCGUGUACAUUGCCAGCAGGAGAAAGGAAGUGGUGGAGAAUGCAGUGAAACAGUACGGCUUUGCAGGCGGUUUCGAAGUGGAUGUGACGAGCAAGGAGAGCAUCCAAAAGCUAGCGGAUGAUUUGAAAGCAAAAGAAGGUCGUGCUGAUAUCGUCAUCGCCAACGCUGGAGGAGCGGGACCCACGCACUUCGGUGCGGAUACCAGCUUUCCCGACGGAAGCAUGGACCCAGCCAAAAAGCUGGAAAAGGUGUCGGCUGAAGAGUACUCCAAGAGGAUGUUGCAGGCCAACUCGUUUGAGAAUUGGAACGAUCUGUUCAGCCUCAAUUCGCACUCCAUCUUGUUCACCGCCAUCACCUUGUUGCCUCUCUUGGCCGCCGCCUCGGAAAAGGCCAAGCAGGAGGGCAAAAGUCACACGAGCGUGUUCAUGUCGACUGGAUCCAUCAGCGGAGUUGUGAAGCAAAGCCAGAUGCACUACGCCUACAACGCAUCCAAAGCCAGCGCAAAUCAUCUCACCGAGACCCUAGCGUACGAGUUCACGACGGCGACGACGGCACGCGUACGGGUGAAUGGAAUCCUGCCUGGAGUCUUUCCGAGUCAAAUGACGGCGGACAACAAAGACGAAAAGACGAACAAGAGCGAUUUGAGCGACAAGCUUCCCACGAUGAACGUUCCCGUUGGUAGACCGGGAACAGAAGAGGAAAUGGCAUCUGCAGUGAUCUUCCUUGCAUCCAACGAGUACAUGUCCGGCAGUCUCUUGACCGUUGAUGGAGGCUUCACUGCGUACGCACCCUGAUCGCAUGUAAUAGCUGGUGAGACAAGCCUACAUCUCAAGCCUCAUAUUGGUGCGCACGAAGAUGGUGUAGAUAAAUGAAAUACAAAAGUGACCCGUUAUGGCGUCCGUGU